This is a messenger RNA of Pochonia chlamydosporia 170, 816 nucleotides long. Its product is annotated as acid proteinase A. The transcript has 4 exons. Gene Ontology annotation, biological process: proteolysis. The record is from RefSeq and is a predicted model, not a curated record. Gene Ontology annotation, molecular function: glutamic-type endopeptidase activity. Lineage: Eukaryota; Fungi; Ascomycota; Sordariomycetes; Hypocreales; Clavicipitaceae. The coding region runs from base 1 to 816 and encodes 271 amino acids.
AUGAAGACUGUAUCUGCCCUCUUGUUCGCAGGACUCGCACAAGCUGCCCUGGAAGUCACCAGCAACGGUGUCACAUACAUCGUCACUCACACCAAGAACGGCGUUGAACUCCCCGUCGUGCCGGGGCCAAAGCUAGAUUUUGGCAGCAGGAGCCGUCAGCGUAUUGGCAAGAGAGCAACUUCAACCAACUGGUGUGGUGUGGCAAACACCAAUUCACCUGGUGGAAACUGGACCAACAUUGUUGGCGCAUGGACGGUUCCUCAGAUAUCUCUUCGCCAGGGACAAUCUCCUGGUGACCAGCCAUCUAUUGCACAGUGGGUUGGUAUCGAUGGCGACGGCUGUGGAACAGGUUUAAUCCAAGGCGGUACUCUCUCGCAGCUCAACUCUGAUGGAAGCAGCCAGUCUAACUAUGCUUGGUUCGAGUUUGUUCCCAAUCCUCUGUCCACAUUCCAAAUGACAGUCAACACUGGUGACUCCAUCUCUGGAAAUGUGACUGCUACCGGCAGCAAUACCGGUUACAUCACGGUUAAUAAUGAAAGCAACGGCGAAUCAAUGACAAUGCAAAUCACAGACGGACCUGGUACCCUCUGUGGCUACUCUGCAGAAUGGAUUUUCGAGGAUUUGACCGGCGGCAAUGGUCUUUUGCCAUUUGCGGAGUUCCCCAGUAAUCAGUUCACAGGGUGCAUGGCCACCACUUCCACUGGGCAGAGCGGUGACGCCGAUGGAGCGACAUCGAUUGACCUUGUUGCAAAUGGUCAGACUCAGUGUUCUGGAUCCGGUCAAGGUACCACGGUUCAGAUACAAAGUACUGCAUGA